AAUACUUUCCUAGCAAAUACUAUCAAGGUCACAUUCAUUUACACCAUUCUUAUGAAUUCUGAGAGAAAGACUCCUAACUUGGAAGAUCUACUUUUAAGAUAUUUUAGAACUGUAAGAGUCCUCAAAGCAACUUGAAAGUCACAAGGCUAACAUAAACAAGAAAUAACUUGGUUUGCCUGAUAGGAUGCAGAUAUUACUUAAGCCUCUGAGCGUCGCUGUUGACCACCUAAGAAGUAAAAACCUGCAAGACAUCCAAUCCAACACUACGACUCCCACAACACAAAGGGCUGGGCAUUCGGCCCGCAGGGUUCCGGGCAGCAAAGAGAUUCAGUCAAGUUGUCCACUAGUUCUCUCCACUAGUGGAGACCUGGGUCCAGUGAUUGCUGGUCACCACAGACUCUGAGGAAUAAAGAUUGGAAUCCCUCACCGUGUGCUGGAAGUUGCCUGGGAGAAAAGCCUGCAGCAGAAGAAAUGGCGGUUCUGCAAAAGUUGCCACAACGCAGACGCCUGGUCCUGCUAUGUCUUGUUUUGGCAGCCCUGUGGGAGGCGGGAGUUGGGCAGAUGCGCUACUCUGUGCCAGAAGAGAUCGACAAAGGCUCUUUCGUGGGCAACAUCGCCAAGGACCUGGGGCUGGAGCCCCGGGAGCUGGCGGAGCGCGGAGUCCGCAUCGUCUCCAGAGGUAGGACGCAGCUCUUUGCUCUGAAUCCGCGAGGCGGCAGUUUGGUCACCGCGGGCAGGAUAGACCGGGAGGAGCUCUGCUCUCAGAGCACGCAGUGUCUGGUGAAUUUUAACAUACUUCUGGAAGAUAAAUUGAAUAUUUAUUCAGUAGAGGUGGAAAUAACAGAUAUUAAUGAUAAUGCGCCUCGCUUUGGAGUAGAGGAACUGGAGCUAAAAAUCAGUGAAACGACUACGCCAGGAUUCCGGAUUCCUCUAAAGAGUGCGCAUGAUGCGGACGUAGGAGAGAACACCCUUCAGAAGUAUGAACUUAACUCAAAUGACCACUUCUCCCUGGACGUGCGAAGUGCAGCGGAUGGGAACAAGUACCCGGAGCUCGUGCUGGAGCGGGCGUUGGACCGCGAGGAGGAGGCGGUACACCACCUGGUCCUCAUGGCUUUGGACGCGGGCGACCCAGUCCGAUCUGGCACCUCCCGCAUCCGCGUGAUGGUCCUGGAUGUAAACGACAAUGCGCCUGUUUUUACACAGCCUGAGUACCGUGUAAGUGUUCCGGAGAAUGUGCCCGUAGGCACCCGGAUACUCGUGGUGACCGCAACUGACGCAGAUGAGGGAUACAAUGCACAAGUGGCAUAUUUUCAAGAGAAAACCCCUGGAGAAUCCUCAGAGGUAUUUGAGCUUAAGUCAACAUCGGGAGAAAUAACAAUCACAAAAAGUCUGGAUUAUGAGGAUGCCAAAUUCCAUGAAAUUGAUAUCGAAGCUCAGGAUGGUCCCGGCCUUCUGACUAGAACGAAGGUUAUUGUCACGGUUCUGGAUGUGAAUGACAACGCCCCAGAAUUUUACAUGACCUCUGCUACUAGCUCAAUUUCUGAAGACUCUCCUCCAGGAACCAUAAUUGCACUUUUCAAUGUACAUGACAGAGACUCUGGGAAGAAUGCAUUUCUCACAUGUUCACUCCCAGAGAACCUUCCUUUCAAGUUAGAAAGGUCAGUGGACAAUUACCACCGACUGGUUACAACCAGAGCCCUUGACAGGGAACAAUUUUCCUCUUACAACAUCACUGUGACUGCAAAAGAUGGAGGGAACCCAUCUCUGUCCACAGAUGCUCAUGUUUUGCUGCAGGUGGCAGACAUCAACGACAACCCACCCAUGUUUCCCCAUACGUCCUACUCAGCCUACAUUCCUGAAAACAACCCCAGAGGCGCCUCCAUCAUUUCUGUGACUGCCCAUGACCCCGACAGCGACGACAAUGCCCAUGUAACUUAUUCCUUGACUGAGUACACCCUUCAGGGGACGCCCCUGUCCUCCUACAUCUCCAUCAACUCGGAUACGGGUGUCCUCUACGCGUUAAGCUCCUUUGACUAUGAGCGGUUCCGCGACCUGCAGCUCUGGGUGACAGCGCGGGACAGCGGGACCCCACAACUCAGUAGCAACGUGUCUCUGCGACUGUUCGUGCUGGACCAAAAUGACAACAUACCGGAGAUCCUGUACCCCGCUCUCCCCACCGACGGUUCCACCGGCGUGGAACUGGCGCCCCGCUCUGCAGAACCCGGAUAUCUGGUCACUAAGGUUGUGGCAGUGGACAAAGACUCGGGCCAGAACGCCUGGCUGUCCUACCGCCUGCUCAAGGCCAGCGAGCCAGGGCUCUUCACGGUGGGGCUGCACACGGGCGAGGUGCGCACGGCGCGGGCCCUGCUGGACAGAGACGCCCUCAAGCAGAGUCUGGUGGUGGCCGUCCAGGACCACGGCCAGCCCCCUCUCUCGGCCACCGUCACGCUCACUGUGGCCAUUGCUGACAGCAUCCCAGACGUCCUGGCCGACCUGGGAAGCCUAGAAAUCCCGCAUGACUCUGACGCCUCAGGCCUCACCCUGUACCUUGUGGUGGCGGUGGCUGCUGUUUCUUGCAUCUUUCUCGCCUUUGUCACUGUGCUAUUGGCGCUCAGAGUGAGGCGCUGGUACACGUCACGCCUGCUCCAGGUUUCGAGAGGCCGAUUGGCCAGCGUGCCCGCCUCGCAGUUUGUGGGCGUGGACGGGGUGCGGGCGUUCCUGCAGACCUAUUCCCAUGAGGUCUCCCUCACUGCGGACUCAAGGAAGAGUCACCUGAUCUUCCCGCAGCCCAACUAUGCGGACACACUCAUCAGUCAGGAGAGCUGUGAGAAAAGUGAUUUUCUAUCAGUGCCUCAGACUUUACUUGAAGUUGAAGAGGAAACAUUUCCUCAGGUUGGCGGUGAGGUUCUUCAUCUUACUUGAUUUGCAUGACCUUCCCCAUUUAAAAGAUGGAAAUUUAAAAAUACAUAUGCUUCACCAUGUUUCAGGAAGUUAUGUCAUGGUAUCUCUGCUUAGUUAAAAACCUCAUUUGCCUCUAAAGUAGCUGUGUGUUCCUUGAAGAAGUUAUUUGCUCUAUAAUAAAUGAGUAAUGUAAUAGUAAA
Molecule: messenger RNA, 3101 nt
Organism: Pteropus alecto (black flying fox)
Lineage: Eukaryota; Metazoa; Chordata; Mammalia; Chiroptera; Pteropodidae
Product: protocadherin gamma-A2
Exons: 2
Coding region: 472-2922 (816 amino acids)
Biological process (GO): homophilic cell-cell adhesion
Cellular component (GO): plasma membrane
Molecular function (GO): calcium ion binding
Source: RefSeq, a predicted model, not a curated record